Messenger RNA from Morchella importuna, 1506 nucleotides. RefSeq lists its product as uncharacterized. The transcript has 4 exons. Gene Ontology annotation, biological process: ergosterol biosynthetic process; isoprenoid biosynthetic process. Lineage: Eukaryota; Fungi; Ascomycota; Pezizomycetes; Pezizales; Morchellaceae. The coding region runs from base 1 to 1506 and encodes 501 amino acids. The record is from RefSeq and is a predicted model, not a curated record. Gene Ontology annotation, cellular component: cytoplasm. Gene Ontology annotation, molecular function: mevalonate kinase activity; ATP binding.
AUGAGUUCAUCAAAACUAAACGGUGGUGUAAUGGUGGUGGGUUCCAAUCAGCUUGGUGUGGGGGGGGAUAAUGCCCCUGAGAAUGACAGCACCGGCCCCUUAUGCGAAGGCGCUCCCAUGGAUCCGAGAUCAAGGAUUCACCGCUCGUCGACCGUCUCUCAACUUCCAUCUUUCAUGGUUUCGGCGCCUGGAAAGGUCAUUGUAUAUGGUGAACAUGCUGUGGUUCACGGCAAGGCAGCAAUUGCUGCUGCCCUCUCUCUUCGAUGUUACCUACUGGUCACACCCCUACCGAAGACUGCUCAUAAAUUAACUCUGCGGUUCCCGGACAUUGGUCUUGAUCAUUCUUGGGACAUUGAGUUGUUGCCAUGGGAUACGUUUUCUGCGCCCGGAAAAAAGAAAUACUACUUCGAUACUGUUGAACGACUGGAUAACCAGCUAAUGAACGAGAUAAAACCAUUGGUCGCCGAUAUUCCUGGAAAGGUGCUUCAAGCAUCUGCUGUGGCCUUUUUAUAUUUAUAUCUAAUGCUUGGUUCUAAGUAUGCCCCGGCAUCAAUAUAUACCUUAAGAUCUACGAUUCCCAUCGGGGCAGGGCUUGGAAGUAGUGCGAGUAUAUCUGUUUGCCUGAGUACAGCCCUGCAGCUUCAGAUGGGAACAUUGGCAACACCCUUCAACGGAAUGAUGUCAAAUGAAACACAAUUGCAACUCAAGAGAAUCAACAAUUGGGCGUUUGUAGGAGAAAUGUGUAUUCAUGGAAACCCCAGUGGGGUUGACAACACAGUAGCCACUGGAGGGAAGGCAGUGCUCUUCAAACGAACAGAUUACAGUCUGCCUCCACAGGUAACCCAUAUGAGCAACUUCCCCGAACUUCCACUUCUGUUAGUCAAUACAAAACAGCCUCGGCGGACUUCUGAACAGGUUGCCAACGUCCAUAGCCUUCUUUCUGCUCAUCCCGAGAUCACAAACUCACUUCUCGAUUCAAUUGACCGAAUUACUCUUGAUGCUCAUAGAAUUAUUUCUAAUCCCGAGUUCUCCGCUCAACCCGGAAGUAUGGAUCUUGUUCAACUUGGUGAACUGAUUCGUAUAAACCACGGUCUUCUCGUAUCGUUGGGAGUUUCACACCCAAAACUGGAGCGAAUAAGAGAGUUAAUUGACUACACAGGCAUCGGGUGGACUAAGUUAACUGGUGCUGGAGGGGGAGGCUGUUCUAUUACCCUGCUGAAACCAAAUGUUAAACAGAACGUUCUAGAUGAUCUAGAUACAAAAUUAAGUAAAGAAGGUUUCGAAAAAUAUAAAACUACGCUAGGAGGCGAUGGCGUUGGUGUCUUGUGGCCUGCCGUAAUCAGGGCAGACAAAGAGGUUGAGAUUACACAGAACAUGUUCUUAGCCGCAGAUGGGGUGGAGGGAGUGGAAGACCUAGUAGGCGUUGGGGCCAUUGGGAAGGGGAAUCAAGGCUGGAGAUUUUGGAGAGAGUGGAUUCCAGUGGGGUCUGAGUUUACCUUGCAUUAA